AUGGUUCAGAAAAAGUCCACGAAGAAAUUCGAGAAGAAACAUCUCAAGGACACUCUCGAACGGCGCAAGGCCUCCGCAAAGAUCAAGCAGCGACACCAGCAGAAUGAGAGACGCAAGGCCGAUAAUGCCAAACAACGCGCGGAAAACGGUGGUGCCGCUGAGGAGGAGCCAGAGCAGGCCAAGAAGGCAAAUGCCUUUGCGGAAAUGAACGUCGAUGAUUUCUUUUCGGGCGGUUUCGAUAUUGCGAAUGCCGAUGCGGAUCAGUCGAAGCCUAGCAAGAAGAAGGAUGUUUCGCCGAAGAUCGGGAAGCGCAAGCGAUCCGAAGGCCAGGAGCAGGACGACGAGGCUUCCGCGGGUUUAGGUGAGGAGGAAGAUGCGCAGAGUGACGACGACGCGUCGCAGGCUAGUGGCCCAGACGACAUCGGAGAACACAAGAACCAAUUGGAAGCAUUGAAGGAGAAGGACCCAGAAUUUUACAAAUACCUAAAGGAGAACGAUGCCGAAUUGCUCGACUUUGGUGACCACGGAGACCUGUCUGAAGUUGAUGCGCUGAGUGAGGGAGAAGAGGAGGAAGGGCCGGCCAAGAAGAAAAAGAAGGGCAAGAAAGACGAGGAUGAGGAUGAGGAGAUGGUGGAUAACACACUUAAUAUGGUGACUGUGAAGAAGUGGCAGAAAUUGAUGGAAGAGCAAUAUUCGAUCAGAGCCAUGCGACAGGCCGUGCUCGCUUUCCGGUGCGCAGCAUACCUCAACGAAGCGGACCAAGAGGAGAUGAAGUACUCGAUUCGCGACUCGAAUGUGUAUCACCAAGUUCUCGUCACUGCGCUCAACAUGGUUCCCCGGGUCCUGGCUCACCAUCUCCCAGUCAAAGAGACUGGUUCCGGCAAAAUUAAACUGUCUCUUGAGACCAAGAAGUUCAAGACGCUCACGCCUCUUAUCAAAUCGCACACUGCGUCCGUCCACCAGCUGCUCAGCAACCUGUCCGAUGCUCAGACUUUGAAGAUGACUCUUUCGUCCGUCGAGCCCAUGCUCCCUUACCUUCUUCAAUUCAGAAAGCUGCUUAAGACCCUGGUCAAGAUCGUCGUCGGGAUCUGGGCCGAUGUCUCCACCACCGAAGCAACUCGCAUCGUCGCAUUCCUCCUCCUACGCCGAUUAAUGGUCAUCGGAGAUGCAGGAAUUAAGGAGACGGUGCUCAAGGCCUCGUACGAAGGCGUGGUCAAGGGCAGCCGCAACACAACCAUCCACACCCUCGCCGGCAUCAACCUCAUGAAGAACUCGGCAACCGAACUCUGGGGCAUCGACCAGAACGUCUCCUACACAACGGGCUUCAACUUCAUCCGCCAACUCGCCAUCCACCUCCGCAGCAGCAUCACCAACACAACCAAGGAGUCCUACAAAGCAGUCUACAACUGGCAAUACAUCCACUCCCUCGACUUCUGGUCCCGCGUCCUCUCCCAACACUGCGACGGCCUCGUCGAAGCCCAAGCGGGCAAACAAUCCGCCCUUCGCCCCCUCAUCUACCCCGUCGUCCAAAUUGCCAUCGGAGCAAUGCGCCUUAUCCCAACAGCCCAGUACUUCCCGCUCCGCUUCCAACUCACCCGCGCCCUCCUCCGCCUCUCCCGCGCAACGGGCACCUACAUCCCCCUCGCCCCCUCCCUCCUGGAAGUCCUCAACCUCGCCGAGAUGCGCAAGCCCCCGAAAUCAAGCACCCUCAAACCCCUCGAUUUCAACACCACCAUCCGCGCCCCGAAAUCCUACCUCCGCACACGCACCUAUCAAGACGGUGUCGGCGAGCAACUCGCCGAACUUUUCUCGGAGUUUUUCGUCCUGUGGACCAAACACAUCGCGUUCCCGGAACUCUCCGUCCCCGUCGUCGUCAUGCUCAAGCGCUGGCUGAAACAGGCCUCAUCGCGACAUGGCGGAAACAAGAACUCCAAGAUCAACCAGAUGAUCCUGCUUCUCGUGCAGAAGGUCGAGGCUAACGCGCGGUGGAUCGAGGAACGUCGGUUGAGCGUUACGUAUACGCCUCGGAAUCGCGCGGAAGUCGAGACUUUCCUCAAAGAUGUUAGCUGGGAAGCGACGCCGCUGGGCGCAUUCGUGAAGAACCAGCGGAAGUUGCGCGAGGAGCGUGCUGCUGUCCUUGAGGAGGGGAGACGCGAGGAAGAGAAGCGGAGGAAGCAGGAGAAGGAGGAGAAGGAUGUGCCGAUGGCGGAUGGGUUUGGUCCUAGCGAUGAUGAUAGCGAGGAAGGGGAGAAUGAAGGUGAUGUUGGUGCUUCUUCUGGCGGUGAUGAGAAUGAAGAGGAGAGUGAGGAGAAUGAAGAGGAAUGGGAAAAUGAGAGUGAGGAGGAGGAGGAAAUGGAGGGUGAGAUGGAAGAGGAGUAG
Aspergillus chevalieri is the source of this 2379-nucleotide messenger RNA. It is a transcript of the gene NOC2, whose product is annotated as mRNA-binding ribosome synthesis protein NOC2. Gene Ontology annotation, cellular component: nucleoplasm; Noc1p-Noc2p complex; Noc2p-Noc3p complex. NCBI's taxonomy places the organism in Eukaryota, Fungi, Ascomycota, Eurotiomycetes, Eurotiales, Aspergillaceae. Bases 1 to 2379 code for a protein of 792 amino acids. The record is from RefSeq and is a predicted model, not a curated record. The transcript has a single exon. Gene Ontology annotation, biological process: ribosomal large subunit biogenesis.